Trematomus bernacchii (emerald rockcod) is the source of this 2134-nucleotide messenger RNA. Its product is annotated as E3 ubiquitin/ISG15 ligase TRIM25-like. The transcript is spliced from 7 exons. Bases 161 to 1555 code for a protein of 464 amino acids. Lineage: Eukaryota; Metazoa; Chordata; Actinopteri; Perciformes; Nototheniidae. The record is from RefSeq and is a predicted model, not a curated record.
GGGCCCCCUGGAAAUGUUUGCAUAGACAGACUGUAGAAACGCCACUAAGAACAUCAUGUUGGUGUGGAAAAAACUCUAUUAGGCCACUUGGUUUUCCUGAAAUAGAAAAGUUAAGUUUCGUUUCUCCCUCGCAGCUCAGAGCCCAGCCCACUGGAGUUUCAUGAUGGCGGCGAUGGACCAGAGUCCGUUUUCUCUGUUGAGUCUGGAGGAAGAGCUGAGCUGCAGCAUCUGUCUGUGUCCCUUUGACUGCCCGGUGACCAUCCCCUGCGGACACAACUUCUGCCAGGACUGCCUCCUCGCCAGCUGGAAGGACUCUUACAGCUGUCCUCAGUGUCGGACCCACUUCCCCACCAAACCGGAGCUGAAGAAAAACACGGUCCUCAGCACCCUCGUGGAGACCUUCAACCUGCGGACGACCAAGAGCGAGGCCGACCUGGGGACAGCAGAGGACAGCCAAGCGGAGAGCCAGGAUGUCAUACGCUGUGAUACAUGUAUGGAAGCAGAAGCGGCGCAGACCUGCCUCACCUGCAUGGCCUCUUUCUGCGAGGAGCACCUGCGGCCUCACCGGGAAAACCCAAGAUUUAGAGUCCACCAGCUGAGUGAGCCUGUCGGCGACCUGUCCGAGCGCAUCUGCCCGGACCACCACAAGCUGAUGGAGCUCUUCUGCAGCCAGCAUUGCCGUCCCAUCUGCAGCCUCUGCCUCCAGCUGGUCCACAAAGGCUGCUCCUUUAUGUCCCCGGAGGAGCAGAGGAACCUGAAAGAGUCCGACCUCAGAGAAAAGUUGGGUUUGCUGAAUGGAAAGAUUGAGAAAACAGAGACUUUAAUGUUUCAGAUGAAUAACACGCAGAGCAAGCUGAAGGAUGCAGCCACAAAAAGAAAGACAGCAUUGGCAGCUGUGUAUCAGCAGAUCCGGGAUAUGUUGGUCCAAGAAGAACAGAACGCCCAACAUGAGGUGGACAGCGAGCUGGAGAUUGGCCAGACGAAACUUCAGGACCACAUGAAGAGGUUGACUGUGAAUACUGAGAAGAUGACAAAAGCCAGAGAAUCCAUCAACAAUCUGCUGAGUCAAUCCCAAACCAUGGCCUUUCUACAGGCUUCAUUUAACUUACCGAAGGCUGUAAAGUUUGACCCUCACAUGCCUCAAGUCAACCUGGACUCUAAGAAGGUGACAGCAUCACAAGCCUGCUCUGCUGCUCUGAAGCAGCACCUGGCAGAGAUCCUCAAACAGCCUGUUGAGGCCCGACUGCUGACAUUUAAACCAGAGCAAAAAGCAGAGACUGUCUCAGGACCUGCAACUAAAAGUACUGGAUCUCAGCCGGAAGAUAUAACCAAGCCUCCAAAGCAGAGAAGAGCGCCGAGGUCCCGCAGUGUGGGUCGUCCACCCAUCCAGCCAUUACUCAUGCCUUUUAAUGUGCCCAUUAAUUCUUUUAUGGGCACACACACAGGCUGGCAUUGGAAUCCUCCAUACAUGGCAGGACAACAGACAAAACAGGACAGAAGGCCGCCACACAAUGCACCAGGAGGAUAUAAGCCAAAUAUGAAAGGAAACCAGUAAACACAGAAGCCAUCAGAGAAAUCAACUACAAGUUACACACAGCCUUAUCAAAAUGACUUCUAAUGUGGAGAUUAUUGAUCAUCACUUCACAUGACAGGGAAGGGCACUAUUGUGAGGCUUAAAUAAAUGGCAUACACACACAUACACAGAGCCAGCAUUUGGUGUUUUUCACUUGGAAUAAUAAUCGUUAUAGAUAGGUACUGUAUAUUUUUUAAUGAGAAUAUGUGUAUGUGUAAAUUAUGGAGAAUGGUAGCAAUUACAUUGUAAUGAACACCACAUUUCAAAGCCAUUCAACUCAACCUGUGGUAAAAUGUAAAUGAUAUCCCGCUAUUACAAUGUCAGUGUGAGCUUCUGGCUGCUGGGACAUCUAACUAGAGAUCAUAGCAGCAGUCAUUUUUAAUACAUCCACUUAAAACACAGACACAUGUGGCUUAUAUAUGAAAAUAUUUAUGGGAAUGUCUUUCAAUUCAAAAGAUCAUUACAUUCAGUUCAGUCAAAAUCCAUUUAACCAAAUCCUAUUUUUGUAAACAGCUAUGAUUACAUGAUUGUUACCAAUAAAAGCUUGUUUUCUCCCAAAAA